Molecule: messenger RNA, 925 nt
Organism: Sinocyclocheilus grahami
Lineage: Eukaryota; Metazoa; Chordata; Actinopteri; Cypriniformes; Cyprinidae
Product: glutamate receptor ionotropic, delta-1-like
Exons: 4
Source: RefSeq, a predicted model, not a curated record
GGCGACCUGCCUUUCUCCUUCCUGAUUUCCCCCGUAUACCCUCACAGUGGUCCUCGCACUAGCGCUUUCUUUCAGCGCCGGCGCACUUUUUGGUUUAUCACAGGUGCAUUUGCGACCCUUCGACGUACUUUUCUCACUCACUGGGAAUUUGCAGACAUCUGAGGGUCGUGUGGAUGCGCGGCUUUGGAGAGAAGCGGAGAUGGAAUUGUUGAUAUUAUGCCUUUCUUUUGGGAUAUUGCAAUGCAAUUCGGUGGGAGCCGACUCCAUCAUUCACAUCGGUGCCAUUUUUGAGGAGAACGCAGCACGGGAUGAUGAGGUGUUUCAGUUGGCGAUCUCUGACCUCAGCCUCAACGAUGACAUUUUGCAGAGCGAGAAAAUCACCCACUCCAUAAAAUAUAUCGAACCCAACAACCCCUUUCAGGCAGUCCAGGAAGCAUGUGAACUGAUGACGCAGGGGAUCCUGGCCUUGGUCACGUCUACAGGCUGUGCCUCAGCCAGUGCUCUGCAGUCCCUGACAGAUGCCAUGCACAUACCUCACCUUUACGUCCAGAGAAACGCUGAAGGAUCACCUCGUACUGCAUGCCAACUCAAUCCAAGCCCCGAUGGAGAGCGAUACACCCUCGCAGCAAGACCGCCUGUCCGUCUAAGUGAUGUCAUGUUGACAUUAGUUGGUGAGCUGCGUUGGCAGAAGUUCAUCGUCUUCUAUGACAGUGACUAUGAUAUCCGUGGACUGCAAGUCUUUCUGGACCAGACAUCAAGACAGGGUUUGGAUGUGUCUCUGCAGCGAGUGGAUAGGAACAUCAGUGGUGUGUUUUCCAGUUUGUUCACCUCCAUGCGCACAGAGGAGCUCAACCGCUACAGGGACACUCUCAGAAGGGCUAUCUUGCUCCUGAGCCCACGCGGAGCACAGGUCUUUAUCCAUCAG